CUGGAGGAGGACGCCGACGCUCCGCUGCUCUCCGAGCGACGCAUCUGUUUCUCUGAGCGGCGUCGGGCAGCAGGAACCAGGAGGGAUGGACACAGCGGGCGCGUACGGCGCCAGGAAGGCCGGCAGCGUCCCCUUCGAUCCGGUCGCCUUCUUCACUCAUCCCCGCACCAUCCUUAGACUGAUGUCAUGGGUUUUCUCCAUAGUGGUGUUCGGCUGCAUUGUGAACGAGGGCUACAUCAACAUCGGCAGCGAGCGCUUGCUCUGCGUCUUCAACAACAACGCUGAUGCCUGUAACUACGGAGUCACUGUGGGCGUGGCCUGUUUCCUUGGCAGCAUCUUUUUUCUGAUCCUGGAUUUUUACUUUCCCUCCAUGAGCAACAUCAGGGACAGAAAACGUGCAGUGCUGCUGGACCUGGCCUUCUCUGGUAUCGCAAGCUUCCUGUGGUUUGUUGGCUUCUGUUUUCUGGCCAAUCAGUGGCAGGCGACGUCUCCAGACGAGCUGCCGUUAGCCCAGGGCUCCGACGCCGCUAGAGCCGCCAUCGCUUUCUGCUUCUUCUCUAUCCUCUCCUGGGCUGUGCUGACCCUGAGUGCCCUUCGACGCUUCUUGACUGGCAGCAACACUAACUUAUUCACUUGGCAACACCUGGAACCAGCUCCAAGCAAUGCUCGGGCAACACCCUACCCAAUCCCCAAUGGUGCAACCAUAGUAACCACCAAUCCCUAUCAAGCCCCGCCUUUCACCGAAACCUUGGACCCCCAGAAACUCACACAACAAAGACCCAUGGCUCCUGCCUUCUAGAGACACAUUUGCAGAGAGACAGAAAAUAGAAGCCUGAUUUAAAUGCCACUGCACACAAUGCAGGCGUGGAAAACUUCCUGUCUUACUGUGUGUUGGGUUUCCAUCCUCUCUCGGGCUUAGAGCAAGAUUCUGGGUUGUCUCUUGCUAGAUCUAUUUUCACCGUGAUAACCGCUGGCUAAGCUUAGUUAGUUAGUAACUCUCUGUGUCAAGAACAAUUGUCCACUGUUCACAUACACAGAUUUUGAUGCACGCAAAUGCAGCUGUACUCACUCACACCUGAAUCCACACCUGGACACACGGACACAUAGAAACACCUCGACUGCAUGUUCAUAUGGUGACGUCCAGAUUAAUCUUGAUGUAGGUCAGUGAAGACGCUCCAUCUGUGUUGUGAAAGGAGUCAGUGGGAAAAAUGCGGAAGACAACAAGGUUGUGCUACUGCUGUGAUCUGUUUCUCUUCUUCCCUAUUCAGUCUGACCAAUGAGAAUCGCCCCCAGAGACAUGUGGCCUCCCAUUGGCUGAAAUUCAGUCGGCUUCACCAAUUGAUCGUGAACAAAGGAAAGCGGGGGCAGAAGUAGCAGAAAAUAGUUUGCUUUCUUGGCAAGUAAAUACAAGCAGGACUUUCUUGAUUCAUUCUGGAUGCUAUGGAAUUUCAGUGUGAAAUAUUUAUGUUACUAAAUAUUUGAUUGUGAUAUGCUAAAAGGGUAAAAAGAAAAUAAAAUCUUCCCACCACCACCAUGAUCCCAGCUGUGAGUUUGCCUUCGUCACUUUAUCUUUAAAUUUGUUUUUCCCUCCUUCAAUCUAAGAAAUUGCUUAUGACAUAAUUAUGUAUUGUGAACAAGAUCUGAGGAUGUGU
Molecule: messenger RNA, 1652 nt
Organism: Cololabis saira (Pacific saury)
Lineage: Eukaryota; Metazoa; Chordata; Actinopteri; Beloniformes; Belonidae
Product: synaptogyrin-3-like
Exons: 4
Coding region: 86-799 (237 amino acids)
Cellular component (GO): neuromuscular junction; synaptic vesicle membrane
Source: RefSeq, a predicted model, not a curated record